Messenger RNA from Mya arenaria, 1245 nucleotides. RefSeq names its product proteoglycan 4-like. The record is from RefSeq and is a predicted model, not a curated record. The transcript is spliced from 3 exons. Bases 1 to 1245 code for a protein of 414 amino acids. Lineage: Eukaryota; Metazoa; Mollusca; Bivalvia; Myida; Myidae.
AUGUCACACUCAAAUUUAAGCCAGAAGCCAGAACCUGAGGUUUGCACUCCCGCACUACCAGCCAGAAGUCAGAACACGAGGUUUGCACCAGUGCACUACCAGCAAAAAGCCAGUACCUGGGGUUUGCACUUACGCAUUAUCAGCCAGAAGUCAGAACCCGAGGUUUGCACCCUUGCACUUCCAGCCAGAAGCCAGAACCUGAGCCAGAAGACAAAACCCGAGUUUUGCACCCCUGCAAUACCAGCAUGGGCCAGAAUCCGAGGUUUGAACUCCCGCACUACCAGCCAAAAGUCAGAACCCGAGUUUUGCACUCCUUCAAUACCAGCCAGAAGCCAGAUCCCGAGUUUUGCACCCUUGCACUACCAGCCAAAAGCCAGAACCCGAAAUUUCCACUCCUGCAAUACCAGUCAUGCGCCAGAACCUGAGGUUUGCACUCCUGCACAACCAGCCAGAAACCGGAACUCGAGUUCUGCACACCCGCACUACCAGCCAGAAGCCAGAACCCGAGUUUUGCACUCCUGCACUUCCAGCCAGACGCCAGAACCCGAGUUUUGCACUCCCGCACUACCAGUCAGAAGCCAGAACCCGAGUUUUGCACUCCCGCACCACCAGCCAGAAGCCAGAACCAAAGUUUUGCCCCCUGCACUACCAGCCAGAAGCCAGAGCCCGAGUUUUGCACCCCCGCACUACCAUCCAGAAGCCAGAACCCGAGUUUUGCACUCCCGCACUACCAGCCAGAAGCCAGAACCCGAGUUUUGCACCCCUGCAAUACCAGCCAGAAGCCAGAACCCGAGUUUUGUACCCCUGCACUACCAGCCAGAAGACAUAACCCGAAUUUUGCACUCCUGCAAUACCAGCAUGGGCCAGAAUCCGAGGUUUGUACACCUGCACUACCAGCCAAAAGUCAGAACCCGAGUUUUGCACCCUUGCACUACCAGCCAGAAGCCAGAACCCGAGGUCUGCACUCCUGCAAUACCAGUCAUGCGCCAGAAACCUGAGGUUUGCACUCCUGCACAACCAGCCAGAAACCGGAACUCGAGUUCUGCUCUCCCGCACUACCAGCCAGUAGCCAGAACCCGAGUUUUGCACUCCUGCACUACCAGCCAAAAGUCAGAACCCGAGUUUUGCACCCUUGCACUACCAGCCAAAAGUCAGAACCCGAGUUUUGCACCCUUGCACUACCAGCCAGAAGCCAGAACCCGAGUUUUGCACUCCUGCAAUACCAGUCAUGCGCCAGAAACCUGA